AUUUAUUGGUUGUUGACUGGGAUGUCUCAAAAUUAGUUGUUGCGUUACAUGUUUUGGUGCAGAAGUUUUAUCUGUCCGGGAAGAAGGGUUUUGACUUUUGUAAAUAGAAGUCUCUUUGUUCAGUGUUCUCCGUUAUGUGGAAGUUUCAAUCGACGGUCCGAGAACCUAUGGAUUUGCAGAAUUCUUAGUAAAUUGUCACCAAGUGACAAAAUGCUCCUGUAUCAAGAAUUAUCCAAGUGCAUCACAGAGAAACCGGACUCCUCAGUGAGUACACAACAAGUUGAGGUAGCCCAUUUGACAUAUGCGCAGCUUAAGUGCAGUGAGUCUACGAGGAAGGGCAGAAUAUGCAUCGUAUCUUAGUUUUUAUAGGUAACUGUCUCCCGUUCAUAGGAUUUGGUUUCCUGGAUAAUGCAAUUAUGAUAGUAGCUGGGGAGUAUAUUGACGUGCAGUUUGCAACAUUCUUGGGCAUUUCGACAAUGGCUGGUACCUAUAUUUCUGAUAAUUUUCAUGUUUCUAGCUGCCGGUCUAGGAAAUCUUGUUUCCGAUCUUUUUGGCAUAGGGUGAGUUUGUAAUCACAUCUGAUUUGGAUGCGUCCCUGAACUCAGCUUUCAGUAUGCAUCCAGUAUCUGGGUUCAUUUAACUCGUAAAUUAGUUUUACAAUUAGUGAAAAUUUUGACUUUUCUCCCUCUAAACCAGUAAAAAUAUCCCUUUGUUUUAGGCACUAAAAGUUUGGCUACGAUUCAAUGAAACAGAUCGAUUGCAACUAAUCUGAGUUGUUUUAAAAAUGUUAGAAUGAGUUUAUUGUGCUAGUUUUUUUUCUUUGGCUAGAAACACACCUCGUUGUAUUUUCUCAACUCAAGCUACGGACGGCUGUAACCCGCCUUCACGUUUUGUAUCUGAACAGUGUCAGUCAUUUAGGCUGGAGAUAGUUCAGGUAAUUCGAGGACACAAGUAUCUUGCUGGAUUUAAAUAAAAAACUAGUAUCUGUUAUCUUGAGCAUUUCUCCUUUUAAAACCACCGGAUUUAUUUUCACGAAUGGGUCUUGUAAGUCUCAAGUUAUUGCUGAAAAAUCAACAUGCCUAGAAAAAUGAUGAGUUCGACUUCAAAGUUGAUCGUUAACUUAAGUAUUUUUAUGGUUUUCAGACACUUUUGAUGCAUUAUUUCCACUUAGCAAUGUGUCACUAACGUAGUGUUAUCAUACUGUUAUGUGUUGUACAAUUUCUUAGGAUACAUGUCAUUAUAUCAAUUUGCAAGAAAUAUAAAAUCUCGGUGUUAAGACUGCUAGCCCUUAACUAACGCGUCUAACUACUAAUGCAUUUUAAGGCUUUUCUGGGAUUGUGAAUAAAGGACAGGGGCCUGUAAACCUGAAAAAGUCUUGACUUAUUCACACGAAUCAGUCAUGUCAAUUGAGUUUCAUCGAUCAAAUGAACUACUUAAACCUAAAUGUGGUGGUUAAUUCCAACCCUGUAAACAAAUACGGUUUGUGAUAGGUGGUUUUAAGAGCCUAUUUAUAACUCACAUUUUAACUCGUCUGUUGAAUACCAAAAAUAACUUUUCGAUUUAUUAUAUUGUAGAUAAAUACGUAUUUUCAUUAAAUUAUUGGCAGCUAAAAUUCAGAGGAUGUUACUACUGGUAAACAUUUCAAUUGGAUGAUAUCUGAACUGUUUUUAUAAUUUAUAAGGGCUUUUACCGUAAUUUAUUUAUGUAGUAUAUUUCUAAAGUAUGAGUGUAUUUUAGUUCUCUCCAAAAUCACCACAGAUAGGCUUUUUCUUUUUAGAUGUAGCAACAAAACACAAGUCAUUUAUAAACUUAUUAUAUUAUUUGUGAGUCUAGUUUAGACCCAUUUAAUUCAAUAACAUUUGAGUAAAAGAGGAAAAUGUUUCCACUAUUAUAUUAGGCUCGUCGGCUACGUUGAAAAGUUCAUGGAAAAAAUUGGCAUUUCUGUUCCCCCAUUGUCUGCAUCCCAACUAGCCAGCAGUUCAGUUCGUUGGUCUAUAGCAAUAGGACGGAUCGUCGGCAUUACUACUGGUUGUCUUCUAGGUUUAUUGCCUCUUGUUUUGUUCAGUUGGUGAAAGCUAAAAAGAUUAACCAAGGGUUCAGUCCAACUUUCCGGGUUCUUUACCUCUACAAUAGCAGUGUUUUUAAUUAACCAGAUGUAUCUUGAUUUCUUCCUUAGCAUAAAUCUACAGAUCUUUAUAAGUCGUGACAGUGAAUUUGUAACUCUAGUGCAAACGCUUUCCAAAAGUAUAUUUUCAUACUAACCAGCCAUUUAAAACAGCAUCACAGCUCUGCAGAACGAUUUUUCGUUUCAAAAUUAAUGUAAUACCCAACAUCUGAUUUCGUAUAAUUUUUUAUUCCGUUAUCUGGAUCGAUGUUUUACUGAUCUAAUCAUAUUACAAGUAUGCAGAUAAUAUUUCCAAACUGCUGAACUGUUUAAAAGAAGUCUCAUAUCAUAAAUGCCUUUGAAGACACUUGAGCGCCAAUCUCAACUAUACCGUGUGGUAAAUAUGAUUCUCUAAAUGUAUUAGGAUUACAUAAUUAAUAUCCUAAUAAUCCUUCAUCCUUAGUUUAUAAUUUACUACUUUAUUUUUAAUUUCUAUGUAAAAUACCUAGCUUUCAUCAAAAUAAAUGUAUUUUUACUAA
This is a messenger RNA of Schistosoma intercalatum, 2643 nucleotides long. The record is from the annotation of a GenBank genome assembly. NCBI's taxonomy places the organism in Eukaryota, Metazoa, Platyhelminthes, Trematoda, Strigeidida, Schistosomatidae.